AUGGCUGGGGGUUACGACCGUGCCAUCACCGUGUUCUCGCCGGAUGGCCAUCUAUUCCAAGUGGAGUACGCCCUAGAGGCGGUCAGGAAGGGCACAACUACGGUGGGCGUCAAGGGCAAGGACUGUGUUGUCCUGGCCGUGGAACGGCGCGCAACGCCCAAGUUGCAGGAUCCCAGGACAAUUCGAAAAAUCUUGGUGGUGGACGACAACAUCGCUUUGACCUUCGCAGGUCUGAAUGCAGAUGCCAGGGUGCUGGUGAACAAGACGAGAGUGGAAUGCCAGUCAUAUCGCCUGAAUGUCGAGGGCUACCUCCAUCAGCGGCUCUGUGAAGCCUGGGAGCGACGUCGGAGUGCAGGCGUUUUGGAGUGGCCGGCCAGCGACGACGAUCUGGGGGAGUUUCAUGCCUUAGAUGGGCCGAGCAAAAUGGUGGUGCAACUGGCGCCAAGCCGUGGCAAGAAGAGGUCGUUGAACUCCCCGCAGAUGAAUUCGACGCGGAUGCCGUUCGAUGGUGAGAGAUUUCACUUCGGUAAGGUGGACCAAGAGGAGGUCUUGCUGUGUUUCAAUCCCUGGCGUCAAAGUUCAUGCCAUCAUACAGACACUUCCAACACCUGCCACUGGCCGCAAUACGCCGAGAUUUCGGAGGGGAACUGCAAGGAUGAUCCAGCCAUGGUCCUUGUGAACAAGCAUCCGAUUUGCCGGAACCAUUUUUUAUUGGUUCCCCGAGGGGGUGAACAACCCCAAGUGCUGACUUUGGAUGCGCUGAUGAUGGGCCUGGCCUUUGCACUGCGCAGUUCCCGUCGACUCUGGGUGUCUUUCAAUACCAUUGGAGCUGGGGCUUCGGUGAACCACCUGCACCUACAUGGUUUCUUCCCUGGCACUGGUGGUGUGCCACCGCGGACCCUGGACGUCUUUCCCUUCGAGCAGCAGCUCUCGAAGCUGCAGCUGGCGGCGAAACCCCGAGGACCGCUGACGCUGUCGCGCACCACUGCGUGGCCGCUCUGCGCCUGGGUGUUUACCUGGACAGAUGAAGAGGCGUUGAAGAUUGACAGCAAGCUCAUGGAGCGGCGGAUGGCAGAGUUUGUUCAUGCUUUCAUUGAGACGUUGCAGGUGCUGGACAUUGCUCACAACGUCCACAUUCGAAUGGCACAGCGCAAGGUGGUGGUCUUCCCUCGACAAACCUUGUUUGAACAGAGCCACGAUGUGACGCAGUUGCAAGUCUCCGGCCAUGAAGUGCUUGGCUGGUGGGUGGUGGCACGUGAGGACCACGAGUUGGAUGGCACCCUGGCCGAAACGAUGAUGCGCCGGGCCCAGCUGCCAAAGACGAUGCAGCAGAAGGUGUUGAAGGCGCUGGAGUGGAUCGGUUGGUCACUCUUUGAGGAUGCCAAAUUCCUGUGUGAUGGGGAGGACGCUCCAACAGUGGAUUACUUGGCUAGGUUUAUUGCAAGAACGCAGCAGAAGUACACCCACAGAGGCGGCGUUCGACCCUUUGGCAUCAGCACCCUUUUGGGCGGAUUCGAUACCAAGGGCCAGCCGGCCUUGUUUCAGACAGACCCUGCAGGAACCUACUAUGCAUGGAAGGCAACAGCCAUUGGCAAGAACUCCAAGAGUGUGACGGACUUCUUGGAGAAGAAGUACAAAGAAGAUCUAGACGAGGAUGCCACCAUCAAGUUGGCUCUCAAGGGACUACUGGAGGUCACUGAAGCUUCUGGAAAGAACAUUGAGGUGGUGAUCAUCAAGCAGUCUGGCAUUACGUGGAUGCCAGACGAGAGCCUGGAACCUUUGGUGAAGGAAUUGGAUGACACAGCAGACCCUUGGCGAGAAGAUCGCCAAGCUCAAGGAGCAGCAGUGAGGUCCAUGAGUCAACUCCAAGGGACAGCAGUCGGUGCACUGGCUGCUUUGAGUCGCUGCCGACCUCGCGGACUCAGCGGUCGCGACAUCCGUGUUGGAACUCGGUGGCAAGGCCAUCGCCGUUGCUUCUCUUCAGAAAGGGAAGUCAAGGACGAGAAGGAGACACCUGAGCCCCCGCAAACCUUUGGUGAGAAGCUGGUGGUCUUCGGCCUUGCCUUGCGUGGCAUGGCGCUGCUGCCCCGUUUCGCGCCCGCUGCACAAGUGCUGCGCUUCGCCGGGGUCGGGCCCAUGGCAGUGGGCGCCGCCGUGUCGUUGUACGAAUUAGGCGGCUGGCGAUUGCUGUUGGCGGUGCCGGGAUCGGUGGGGUUGGCGGUGUCGGCCUCCGUGUUGACGGAAAAGAAGCUGGAGGAGCAGCUGAAGGAAUCAGUGCAGGCGCGGCUGAGCGAAGUGGGCUGCGUCCCGCCAGAGCUGAUGCAGCUGCCUGAUGCGAAAGUGGCGAACUUUGAGACGAACCGCUGCAAAUUGGAGGCAGUCUAUAGAAGGGAUGGCUUCACCUGGCAGCUGGAGGUGAGAGCGGAGCGGAAGAGCUUUCCCCUCAAGUGGGAGGUGACGCAGAUCCACGUGAAGAAAGGUUGCUGCGCUCCAAGCGGACAAUCACUUCCGCCACAGACAAGACACUGGGAUCCACAGCAGGAAGUUCUGAAGUGGAGUACUGUGUUCAGUGAGCCGGCCCUGGCAAAUUCGGAGUGA
Molecule: messenger RNA, 2598 nt
Organism: Cladocopium goreaui
Lineage: Eukaryota; Dinophyceae; Suessiales; Symbiodiniaceae
Source: the annotation of a GenBank genome assembly